Pyricularia oryzae 70-15 is the source of this 2418-nucleotide messenger RNA. RefSeq lists its product as uncharacterized. NCBI's taxonomy places the organism in Eukaryota, Fungi, Ascomycota, Sordariomycetes, Magnaporthales, Pyriculariaceae. Bases 429 to 1778 code for a protein of 449 amino acids. The record is from RefSeq and is a predicted model, not a curated record. The transcript has a single exon.
CGCCAUCUGUCCUGAACGUUUCUAGUUUAAUUGGACUCCCUUGUCAACAACUCUUGCACUGAUUGCGGAAAGAAAAGGCUCAAGUUCCCGAAAAUCCCUUGUUUGCUUGUCCUUUCCAACUCAACCGAAUCUCCAUUGCGUUGCGUCUUUUUUUGCUGCUCCAUAUUCUCGCCUUAGCCGAGAACCGUACCUCUUCCCCAAGCUCUCGGUACUUCGCUGCACAGGUCAGACGCGAGCGAGAAUUCGUGGAAGCACGACACGUGCCCGCAGGCAAUCAUCUUGUGUCAACAACAAAGUUUACAGCACCGGGCGUCAUCCUAGCUGGCGAUCCUGUCCUCUCAUCACUUCUCCCUCGCCCCGACCUCAAUUUUUCCUCACCCCAGACUACAGCUCCGGCUGAUCUCCCCCCACAUCACAUCAUCAUCAUCAUGGGUGCUGCCAACUCAACAUUGGUCGGCUGGACCAUCGUACUCGCCAUUGCGGGCUUCGUGGGAUGGAGGGAGUGGGACGCAAAACAGAAGAGGCUUCUCCAAAAGACUGCCGGCCAGAGAUCGCGAGAGGAGCACCGCAAUGCUACCCAGUCGAGACGAGACACAAAGAAGGAUGAAAAGGAGCACAGCAAGGUGAAGCGUCAACGCGUGGCUGACAGCCAACCCGAGAAGCCCAAGGAGAAGCCCAAGGAGAAGGAGACCGUCGCCGCGCCCAUCGAGAAGGAGCAGCCCAAGUCCUCCAAGAAGAAGUCCAACACCUACAGCUCGGAUGACGACGCGGCGAGCAACCGCGAGUUUGCCCGUCAGCUUUCCAGCGUCAAGGAGGGCACCAAGUUUACCGCAAAGUCCAAGGACGAUGUGAGGCAGAAGUCGGUCAAGCAGUCCCGCGCCGACGAAGCCAAACGCCAGGUCGCUAAGCCCGUCGUCGAGGAGCCCAAGGCUGCCUCGCCACCCUCGUCCACAGCCGGUAUCGACGCCGACGAUGACCAGUCCUCGGCCGCCUCCCCCGUUGUAGCUCCGACCGCCAACGCCGGCGAUGUCUCCGACAUGCUCGAGAAGCCCACCUCUGGUCCCUCUGUCCUCCGCCUGACCGACACGGAGGAGAAGAAGAAGACUCAGAAGGCCAAGGCACCGCAGCCCGUCGAGACGAAGAAGCAGCGCCAGAACCGGAAAAAGGUAGAGGCUGCCAAGGCCAUGCGUGAGGAGGCUGAGGCCGAGCGCAAGAUCCUCGAGCAGGCCCAGCGCCGAACUGCCCGUGAGGCCGAGGGCCGCGCUGCCAAGGAUGGUUCCGGCUUCAUGGCUGCUCAGGCCAAGGGCACCGUCUGGACCGGCGGCAAGGAUGUCAACGACUCCAAUAACGGCGUUGUUCCCGUUCAGCCUCUCGACACAAGCGAGCCCACCGCGACACAACCCAAGACCCAACAGAAGCAGGCUGGCGCUGCCAAAAAGGAGGCUAAGGGUGACAAGUGGGUUUCCUCGCUUCCUUCGGAGGAGGAGCAGAUCAAGAUGAUUGAGGACGAGGAGUCUUGGAGCACUGUGCCCACCAAGGCUUCUCGUAAAAGCAAGAAGAACAAGGAGAGCGCCGUGGACAGUAUGGACGAGGGAGCUGCUUCUGAGACGAAGCCCGCCCCCGCCGCCGCCGCCCCGGCGCCAACUCCCGUUCAGCCAGCAAAAAAGCCUCAGGUAGAAAACCAGAGGCCCGUCAAGACCUUCUCGCAAACUUCAUCCUUCGCAGCCCUCAACGCCGAUGGAGCCGCCGACCUCGAGGAGGAAGAAUGGGACGUUUAGAGGAAAGAUGUUUUCUUCAUAAUAGUAUGCUGCCAAGUGCGUCUUGACCCAGUCAAGUACCCGCCGCGGAGUCUACAAACUCGUCCCAGACCCCACUCCCUUUUUGGUGCGCAUUCGGGGUCUCUGCUCCUCGACAUGGCUCCUCUGGCGUCUCGUAUCUCUCUUCACCUUUCAUGCCCACUGAGGGCUAUGUGCCACAAAACCUACCUGUUUUCUUUGGAAUUCGGCGCAAAAAUGGGAUUCAGGGCGGUGUUGUCUGUAUGUAAUUGUAAAUUGCCGCUGCCCAUCACCAAAAACUUUUAACUGUGCGUUGGGCGGGAAAGGAAGCAUAAAAAAGACAAAAAAAGUUAUUGGGGGUCAAGCAUAUAACUGGAAUUUGUUGCCGUGGCUAGGGCGGCGUUACUCGACUAUGUUUUUCUCUUUCAAGUAUUCCUCUUCAUUUCUCGUCAGUUUCGCCAAGUCCCUGUAUGUCUUUUUUUACAUAUCUGCUACCUUUUGACUGCGUUUUUACAUAUCUCAGUCAUUACAGAUAUUCUUCGAGGAAUAACUACAAUCGAAAAAAAAAGCGAAGACAUUAAACAAUACGGACGCUUGGCUCUCGAAGUCCCAGCACCCACGGUGAUUAGUUAAGCGUAGUGGU